UGAUACGGAGCAGCUGAGUUCCGACACAAAUACAUAUAUUUGACAUAGAAAUAAAGUGCGUUACAAUCUAAAUAAAUACUUAAUAUCAAAACAUACUUACAUACAUAUUGUAGAGACAUAUACAUGUUUACAUACACAAGUGAAUAAAGAAAGUGUGGAGAUAUAGAAAAUUAUUGCAUUAAUGUUCAUUAAACUGAGAUUAAAUUGAGUUAAUUUCGUAUCUAUGUAUGUGCAUAGAAAUUGCAUGCAUACAAAACAUAUAUAACACUCUUAAAAAUAAUCUUCCAAAUGCGAAAAUAAUUGCACUCUAAAUUCUAAAUUGAGUAAACUAACUACACUAAUUCUAAGUCUAGAUCAGCGAUAACCUGACUAAGAGUAAGAUUUGCACCGAAUUUUGUAUCGUUUACUUAAUAUAGAAUUCGUAAUGAAUUAAGUUUUCAAACGUGGUAACAUACAGUUUUUAAGAGUGUAAAUACGAGUGCAUUCCUGGACUUUAAAAGUGUAGUGGUGGAUUAUGUAUCUGUAGUGACGAAAUGCCAUCAGCAUCCCUUAACCGGCGACUUAUUACGCUGCGUCUUCACCAAGUCCGGCAGGAGGAUGCAGAAUUUUAUAAGAAGUGUCGUCAUGCCCAGGUCCAACGAGAAAACGAGUUGUUCAACCAUGGCCUCGUUAGCGUGCAAGAUUUCGUAAAAGUGCACCAUCAUCACAAAUUCAUUCUUGACGAGUUAUGUAAAAACCAAGAGAAACACUUCCUUCUCGGCAAGCUCGAGCAAAUGGAUCAUCAAGAAUUUCGCAAGUGUUUUCUUCUAAUCGCAAUCUCACUUUUACUCGCGUGUAUGGGCGCCACUCCCACUUAUGAAUUAAUUACGCCCUACAUCGAAUAUAUUUCUGGAAAUGUGGAGAAACAAACUGGGUUAACAAGACGUCAGCUUAACAUCAUCAACAAAGCAAUAAAUUUUAUCCUUAUUUGGCUCAUAAUCUCACUAACCGUGAUGAAAGGGAACACGUAUUAUUCUAGAGGCCUAAAAUGGUGGAGGUUUACUCGAAAACGGAGGUACUAUUUGGAUGCAUCACGGGCACGCUGGUCAAGUAAGGAAUACACGACCAAAAGCCCGAUUGAAAAGAUCUAUCUCAAGAAUGUUCCCAUUUGGUCGAUCUCUACGGAAGGCCGUAUUCAAUCUGUGAGAGAAAGGGAGAGAAAAGACACCAUUUCGUUGUCACCAGCAUCCUUGAGUGGCAAUUUGAUUUUCGAUCCAUGCGAGGCUGGUGAAAACCAAUGUUACGAAUACCAAACAUGGCCUGCUCAGGGAACUCUUGACUGUAUGGUUGAUCAGGCGCUAAAUCAACUCGUCCUGCUGGGAUUGGUUGGGGUAUACGUAAAGUUGUUGAAUUAUGACAUCUUUAAAUUGUAUCAGACCCAAGACUUUGCACAAGAUUUAUACCCUUUAUUUGGACCCUUGCUUGAUCCCUGGUUAGCCUGCGCAACUUACGUUUUUUGGACAUCCGUCACCAUGCUGUCAACAUCCCUUAUUACCGGUGUUGUCACAGGUCGGGCUGGAUAUACACGUGCAGAUUAUCUUCGUUUACAACUGGUGAUAUUAAACAAAAAAUGCGUACUUGUCUCGGAUUUCGCUGGAUUACUUUUUUGGCUAACUUUUUCCACAUUCACGAAGCACUACCUUGCGCAGAUUGAAAAAUUCAGUAAAUUCUGGGCGCUGCACGUUUGGGAAGGAAGGCUGCCGAUCGGAAAAUAGAUAUUGUUCACUAAUUUGUGGCGAUGAAAAAAUGUGCUAAUUUUUUAACAUCAACAACAUUUAAGUCAAUAUUUACCAAGAUGCGAAGACGACUUCCGCAAAUUUUGAAUGCCGCAAGUUCGCGAAAAUGAUCGAGUUUCCGGCGCAAUCUGGUCUUAUGGCAGUAGUUUUAAGAGCGUACAGGGCCCAAAAUUACGAAAUUGUUCGCAACCACUUCACUAAACUAUGUUCAUAAAUAAUUGCUCUUUCAAACUGGUAUGGUAAAAAAAUAAUCCGGUUUAACAUAAUUUGCGUCCCCGCUGUUAGAAUUUUUAUUAUUAAAAAUUGCAUUGCUAAAA
Messenger RNA from Folsomia candida, 2092 nucleotides. RefSeq lists its product as uncharacterized. The record is from RefSeq and is a predicted model, not a curated record. Bases 534 to 1754 code for a protein of 406 amino acids. Lineage: Eukaryota; Metazoa; Arthropoda; Collembola; Entomobryomorpha; Isotomidae. The transcript is spliced from 10 exons.